CUCAGCACAUCGCGCCAAAUUCCAAAUCAGAUGAUCAUCUUAACAUUUUAAACACGGCAAGAAAGUGUCAUCUCACAAUGUCAGCAAAAAGGGCUCUCCAACUAGAGAACAAGGAGCACGUAAGCGACAACGUGACACCAAUGAAGAUGCCAGCUUUGGAGAGAACAUUCUCUCCUCACACAGGUACUCGUGUGAUGAGCCCUACCCCUGGGACUAAAGGCAAUUACCAAGACAGAAGGGAGACCACCAAUGGCCACAGAACACAAGCUACACAGCAGGAUCAACUGGAGAAGUUGCGCUCCAACUUAGAAAAGUCAGUACAGUCCAUCCUGAAAACUAGGCAGGACCUUGAAAGCCAUUUGCCAGUAGAGGGCAGCAGCGAGUUAAGCAGACUCUUUCCAAGGAGUCCUGGUGACCUGCUGACAGAGCUAGAGAAGCACAGGAAGCUCGUGGCCAAAGUUGAAUCAAGUUUUGCCAUGGACGUGGUGGAUAGACAGAGUCAUUUCACAGGCUUUCCUCCUGCAGGGAACUCCCGGGAGUUUCUGAAGGCACUCCUACGAUAAGAAGCAUAGGUGGAGAGUGGUGCUGGACAGACCUGGUACAUUACCCAGCUUCCCUGUCAACCCUGCUUUUUCUGUAGACCUGAGACUUCAGACACCUCUACUGGACCAAAGUCUUGCUUGGGCUGUGUGAAAAGAACACAUAUUCACAUCCUCCGAGUAUCUGUGGUCCAUUCAGACACUCUGUUUGUGAAGGCCUGGAAUGGUACUCGCUCAUAACCCCAGACCUGGUUGUACUCUCUUUUGUGAUGUUCAUGCCAGUCUGUGUUUCUGUUUGCGUAUGAGAGGGAAUGCUCGACUCCACUCUACAGAUCGUACACGUUUAAGCACUACAGUCCUGUCUUUGUACAUUCUGUGUUUAACUCCCAUUAGCCACAUUGUCUUCGGCAAGGCCAGACAUUGUCCUGACAGCCAUAUUCCUGGCUAUGUAUGUGUGAGUGUGCGCGUGUGCUCGGUUGCCUGCAGGGCCAGCGUGGAACAGGCCGAACAACAGCGGCCCCUUUGUGACCUGAUAACAUUUAUAGUUGUAAUGGAUUUUUUUAAUGGCCGUCAUUAAGUCCCAAUGGAGAUGGAGGCGAGGUGGGGAGAGAGAUGGCUUGUGCCUCUUUCCUGUGCUAUUUCAGCUUUAUGGUGUUAUGCUCUCGUGUCAGCUUCCAUCAUUUUUGUUUUACGGCCCGGGCCUACGCUGCUUUUGUUCAAAUGUACAGCUCUGUGUGAGGACUCCUUUUGUAUCGGCUUGUUACAAUUAUGUGUUUUAUGAUAUUAAAUUAAAGCAUUG
This is a messenger RNA of Sardina pilchardus (European sardine), 1338 nucleotides long. It is a transcript of the gene itgb3bp, whose product is annotated as integrin subunit beta 3 binding protein. Lineage: Eukaryota; Metazoa; Chordata; Actinopteri; Clupeiformes; Clupeidae. The transcript is spliced from 9 exons. Gene Ontology annotation, biological process: regulation of DNA-templated transcription; CENP-A containing chromatin assembly. The coding region runs from base 78 to 563 and encodes 161 amino acids. Gene Ontology annotation, cellular component: nucleoplasm. The record is from RefSeq and is a predicted model, not a curated record.